CAUCCAAAUUCCAACCUGUUAGUAAAAAACACGAUUUGCCAUAGGCGGAAGGCAAAAACCCUUGAAUCUAGUUAAACCCCCGAUAAUAAACAUUGAUUAAUACAGACAGACCAACAGAGAGCGAUGGAAGACAUAAAUUUCGAGGACCUGGAAGAUCGUUCAUCGACCAAACCAGUAGUUAAGAAAUUCGCCCCUAAGAAUUCCAAGUUCAAACCCCCAACCACUAAUCUCCCUAUACCUAAAUCCGAACCACCUGCUGCUAAAUUAGAAGAAGAAGAAGAUUCAAAGCAAAAUAUUGUUGCUCCUCCUCCUGAUGAAUCAGAUAUUAUUGUUCGAGAAAUCGAUAUUUAUUUUGCUCCUUCUUCGCUUGAUCAUCCCGAUUCCAAGCUGUAUGUCUUGCAAUAUCCUUUGUGGCCGUCUUGGCGCCCUUUGGAACUAGAAGAUCGAUGUGACAAGGUUAGGUUAGAUCCAAAAACUUCAGACCUUGAAGUUGAAAUGUCUGCACGAUUUGAUUCUGAGAAUUUUGAUGCCGAUGUUGGUGAUGACAGAGCAAUGAAAAAGCAGGUAUUGUCAUCUGCAUGGCACCCUCCAGCUACAACUCGUCAUGCUGUUGGGAUUCUGAUAGGCGAUAAACUGCACCUCAACCCUGUGCAUGCAGUUGUGCAGCUACGGCCAUCAUUUCAACAUCUUAAGCCUCAACAUCCAACACAUGAUGAGGAAAUGAUUGUUCCAAUCAAGGAUGAAAAAACCAUAAAGCAAUCCAAGAAACAGAGAAAGCUUCCGGGAGUUGAAAAUGAACAAAACGAGGAUACCAAAGAGUGGAUGCCCCUCAACUACCAUGGCGCAAUGAGUCAAUUAUCACGUGGAUAUAUGGAAGAUAUGAUCGCACAACAAGCCUCUCCAAUACAAUUUCCGAUGAAUCAGUUGGAUUAUAUUGACUCCCUUUGUCAUGUUACAAGUGACAAACUCAAAUCCAAAGGUCCAUCUCGAAGCUCUUUGCUCAAACUUCCACUAGAAGAGCGUUACAAGAUUUGCCUUCUUGAGGGGCCUCCAGUACAUCGAUUUCAAGCUCUUAAACACUUAUCUCCAGAUCACUGUGAUGAAUAUAUUUUCACAGUCCUACAGAAGCAUGCUCAUCUAGUUCAAGGAUUAUGGGUUGCAAAAAGUAAACUGAAGCUUGGAACAGAUACAGGAGAGAAAGUUUUACUCAGAAAUUAUGCACUUCUUCAGUUUAGCAAAACCCCUGUCUUUCAUGAAAGGCAGUUACCAACAAAACGCAAAGAGACUAUGACAGGCAUAUUGGAUGAAUUUGCUGCAAGAAGAGAUUUAUGUAGAGAUUGGAAGUUCAAAGAGCUUACAGAUGAUUCAUUUAUAAAAGAAUAUCCUGAAAUUGUUGAAGAACAACAGAAAAUAUGGGAUCUUGCAGAGCCACAAAUAAUGGAGGCUUUAUUCCGAACGAGCUCAAAACUCAGUAUUGGUGUUAAGAGUUCUUCGUCUGAUAAUAGUACCAUUGAAGUUGCACUAAGAACUACAAAUGUGGCAUCUUCUAGAACAGAGAUGUUAGAUGAAACUCGAGAAGCAUUACCGAAGGCUCUUCAGAAAGUUUUCCAAGCUUACAAGGUUUGCAGCUUGAACCAAAUACGCCAAAGAUUGCGUGACAUGGCAGUCUCUGAAAACACACACCGGAAAGGCACUCGAGAAGCCAGAGCUUCAGCUGCAGCUGCAGAUGCUCCUCUAGAGGAGCUUCUCAAAACCUUAAAUCAAGUUGCUGUUGACAUACAUGGGUCCUUUGUUUCAAGGUCGUCCCCAGAUCACCCUCAGUAUGAUGAAUUUAGGAAAGUUGUCAUCGACCUUUUUCUUGCUGAAGGACGUUCCGCGAAGCUCAAAAAGGCCUCCAUCCACGCAGCUGCAAAUGUGAAGCUGAAAAGGGAUAUAACUACUAGCGAGUAUCAAAAGGUCUUAAAUGAAUUGUGUGUUUCACAACGUUCCGCAUGGGUUUUGAAGAGUGGGGAUAGUCCAACAUAAAGAUCUUUUAUUCUCAUCUGGUAGACUGCAAAUUGUGGGGAGAUGCAACCAUUACAGCUUCUUAUCAAUAGAGAUCAGUUGAGAGGUUAGGCUUUAACCAAAGGUCCAAAAUGGAGGAGUCAUUUCGUGGGUUAAGGCUACCCAGUGUUGCAUUUAUUUUUCAGUAACAAUAUGAAGAGAAGAAGGGGUAGGACUGGUAAUUAAUACUACACUUUAGUAAAAGUAAAGCUAGUACUUCUAUUUAGGAUCAUCCCUAAAUUUGGAGUCUUCUAUUUAUCUCAGAUUGUUUGUCUUAUACAUAUCGUGCUUAGAGCAUUAAGUCAUGGGUAGUGUAUUGUGGUGGAUGAAUCAAGAAAAAUGAAAUACGGUGCUCUUUUUAACAGUAGAAGUAUUUUAUUUUUGUGAUUA
Messenger RNA from Erigeron canadensis, 2433 nucleotides. RefSeq names its product DNA-directed RNA polymerase III subunit RPC5-like. The transcript has 14 exons. The record is from RefSeq and is a predicted model, not a curated record. Lineage: Eukaryota; Viridiplantae; Streptophyta; Magnoliopsida; Asterales; Asteraceae. Gene Ontology annotation, cellular component: nucleus; RNA polymerase III complex. Bases 124 to 2025 code for a protein of 633 amino acids. Gene Ontology annotation, biological process: DNA-templated transcription.